Messenger RNA from Coccinella septempunctata (seven-spotted ladybird), 6106 nucleotides. RefSeq lists its product as uncharacterized. The transcript is spliced from 2 exons. The record is from RefSeq and is a predicted model, not a curated record. Lineage: Eukaryota; Metazoa; Arthropoda; Insecta; Coleoptera; Coccinellidae. Gene Ontology annotation, biological process: proteolysis. Gene Ontology annotation, molecular function: aspartic-type endopeptidase activity; nucleic acid binding. Bases 366 to 5450 code for a protein of 1694 amino acids.
AAAAAGGGGAUAAAAUUUUUUUUUUUUUCUCUUCAGUUGUCUAACUUUACAAAGUUCGCGAACUGCUUUAUUGGUGCAAGUUCAAAUUAUAUAUUUCAAUUAUCCGAAUAUAUUUUGGGAAAAUUUUCCGCGAAGGAAAAUUCAAUUUUGUUGUUUUCUUGUUUUUCUUCAUAAAUUUCGAAGAUAAUCAACCAGAUAAAAUAUAUCACAUCAUAAAAACGCAUUGUCGCACGUACGUUUUCACGCUCCAUCUGGUCGCUAUUCUGGUAUCAAGUAUUUAGGUGCUAGCCCAUAGGCGCACAUUCUCUAUUUUCCUCACUUCAUAUUGGCUCUCUUGUAUACGCAAUUAAUUUUUUUCAAAAAAAAUGUCCGAUAAAACACGCCGUAAUUCCGCCUUAAGACAGAGUUCUUUGAACGAAAUAAACACCCUCAAACAGUUAGCCCUCGAUGCUCAGAAGGAUAAAACUUUUUUUAUUAAGUUCAAGGUACGAUAUACUACUAUCGAAGAUAUUAAGGAUGAGUUCUUUAAGUGUCAUAAUGCGCUCUUGGGAGCUUUGGCAGCUGACAAAGAUUAUAAUUUAGGAGAUGAAGACGCUAUUAAGGUUGCAUUUUUGGAAAGUUAUUAUGAUAUCAGAUCUAUUUACACAUCAUUAUUUCACCAAGAUCCUUUCAACACUACAGUUAAAUCUCAGUCCGACGCACCAGCUCAUUCAGAUACAGCUCAUGUUAAAUUGCCCAAAAUUCAACUGAACAAAUUUUCCGGUGAUAUUCGUGAUUUUCCCAGCUUUAAAGAUAUGUUUGAUGCUGUAGUGCAUUCUAACAAUAACAUUCCGCCAGUAGAAAAGUUCAAUUAUCUACGAUCAUCUCUAGAAGGUACACCUUUGGAUUUGAUUAAAAGACUUAACGCAUCAUCAGAUAAUUAUCAGAUCGCCUACGAAACCUUGGUGAAGCGCUACACAAAUCCUCGAGCGCAAGCUCGCGCACAUUGGUUGGAAAUAGAGAAUUUUCCGAGCUUAAAAUCUGAGAAUCCUACACAAUUACGAAAAUUAUUAGAUACUUUCGCCAUUAAUUUAGAAAGUCUUAAAAACAUGAACGUCGCAGUUCACUGCGAUUUUAUUUUGACACAUAUGUUACUUUCGCGAUUAGAUCCUGACACAUCCCGAGCUUUUGAAAGAGAACAUGGAUCAACUGCUAUACCCGCAUAUGCCACGGUAUUCCAGUUUUUAGAAGAAUACUGUAACGGUUUGAUCAGUUUGAAUAGCACAGUGUGUGCGAGGAACUCCCCGAGUAAAUCUACGCCACUUAAUGAUAACCGUAAAAGAAACUCCUUUAUGGCGCAAACAAAAGCGCGAAGUCCUAAAUGUGUUAUAUGUCAAUCAGAUCAUCCAACUUAUAAUUGUUACAAAUAUUUAGAGAAAUCGCCCCGAGAGCGGCACCUUCUUUGUAGAACUCAUCAUUUAUGCUUUAGCUGUUUAAGUAGUUUUCACGACCUUAAGAAUUGUAAAUCGUCGUCAUCCUGUCGAAAAUGCAACAGUAAAACUCAUCACACCACUUUACAUUUCGACCGCGAAGGUAACACAGUCGACGCCACUGCUUCUACUUCAGAAACCCCGAGAGGCGGACGCGGUCUGUCCCCGACACGGAUGGUCAUGUGCGCUCGAAAUUUCCCGGUCUCAUCGAGACCUCAAGUCUUGUUAUGUACUGCACUGGUGGAAAUUCAAACGGGAAAAGGACAUUUCAAGCAAUUUCGCGCAGUUUUGGAUUCCGGUUCGGAAAUUUCGAUAAUUUCUCAGAAAUGUUUCUCCGCUCUGAACCUUCGUAGUUCAUCGUGUAAUACCGUGAUAAACGGAAUAGGUAAUCAAACGCAAUUAGAAAAUUUAGGUAAUGUUGAAAUUUUUGUAAAACCGGUUGGAUUAAGCGAUCCAACAUUUGUUAUUAACGCCACAAUACUUCCAAAAAUAUGCGAGAGACUUCCUUCACGCAAAUUACUUCCGCAAUCGUGGAAUUAUUUAGAUAAUUUAAAGUUGGCAGAUCGCAAAUAUUAUCAUCCCGGAGAUAUCGACGUUCUUUUAGGUGCGGAUGUGUUUUCAAGAAUUUUGAUGGGCGAACGUAUUCAAGGUCGAAACGGUGGUCCAGAUGCACUUAACACGGUUUUCGGAUAUGUUUUGAUGGGAAAAAUUUAUAACAAUACUAUUUCUUCUCGCUCGGUUCAUUCUUUAAUUUGCGAAACACAUUGUUUGAAUGAUCUGAAUGAUUCAAUGAAUAAAUUUUUCGAUUUAGAAUCGGUACCAAUUGUUGAUGGGGGUUCGAAGAGUGAUAUUUGCGAGGAUAUUUUUAUAAAUAAUUUUUAUAGAACUCAUGAAGGUAGAUAUGUUGUUCCUCUUCCGUUCAAGGAAACCUUUCCUCUGUUUCCUAAUAGUCGGGAUUUAGCCGUGCAACGAUUCAUGAGUCUUGAACGUCGUUUGUUGAGAAGUCCCCAGUUAUAUGAAGAGUAUUGUUCUGUGAUAAGGGAGUACUUGACUUUGUCUCAUAUGGAAAUUGUCGAACCUGCGGAGACUAUGCAUAGCUUUUAUUUACCCCAUCAUGCCGUGUUACGACCUGAUAAAUCGAGUACUAAACUUAGAGUUGUAUUCAACGCCUCUGCAAAGAUUUCCAAUGAUUCGAUGACCUUGAAUGAUUUUCUUCAUGUUGGUCCAAAGCUUCAAACAGAUAUAUCAUCAAUUUUGAUUCGUUUUCGAUUGAAUAGAAUUUGUUUUACCGCGGACAUUAAGCAAAUGUACCGACAAAUUUUGGUAGCUCCCGAAUUCAGAGAUUAUCAACGUCUUAUUUUCCGCUUUUCAUCCUCAGAUAAGUUAAUGGAUUUACGAAUAAAUACGGUGACUUUUGGAUUGAAUUGUGCGCCUUACCUUGCGUUGCGGACCUUACGACAACUCGCGAUAGACGAAAAGGAAUCUUUUCCUUUGGCUUCGACCAUCCUAGUGGAGGAUACGUAUAUUGAUGAUAUAUGCAGCGGAGGUGAUUCUUUGCAUGAAGCGAAGAAUUUGCGCGACGAACUCAUCGCAUUGUUGGCAAAAGGGGGUUUUGAAUUACGCAAAUGGGCGAGUAAUGAGCCAAGAUUAUUGGAAGAUUUAACAGAAGAUUCGAUCUCAUUUAAUCCUAUGCCUUUUGAGUUACAACAAAAUGCUUCCAUCAAAAUUUUGGGUCUCUACUGGGAUUCAACUAGUGAUUGUUUCUUCUAUAGUGUCAAUCCAAUUGACCGCCCUAUUACUAAGCGGAAUCUUCUCUCCGAGUUAGCGAGAAUUUUCGAUCCUUCGGGAUUUCUUGCACCUGUUACAUUUUUGUGUAAGUACCUAAUACAAAAGUUAUGGCUUUUAGGCCUCGACUGGGACGAGACCCCAGAUCAGGAAAUUUCCAGAAUUUGGCUGAAAUUCAAAGAGGAAUUACGUUUGUUAUCCUCAGUUAAAAUUCCUCGCUAUUUUGAUUUUGACGCCGAUAAUGUGAUUGAAUUGCACGCCUUCACUGACGCCUCGGAACGCGGCUAUGGUACUGCGGUUUAUCUUAGAGUCAUAAAAGCUGAUAAAAUCCACACUUUUCUUUUGUGCGCAAAAUCAAAGGUAGCUUCUUGUUCAAAAAAGAUUUCUAUAGCUCGGAUGGAACUUUGCGGAGCCGUUUUACUUACAAAAGUGGUUCGUUGGGUUCAGUCUGUUUUAGAAAAUAAAGUAAAGAUUCGUAGCCUUCACGCAUAUACUGACUCACAGAUAGUUCUUGCUUGGUUAAAUGCAAAUCCGAAUCGGUGGCAAACUUUUGUGGCCAAUCGUGUCGCAUACAUUCAGGAAAAUGUAGAUUGUUCCUGUUGGAAUUACGUGAAAUCUCAACAUAAUCCCGCAGACGCGGCAUCUCGUGGACUCUAUCCGUCGGAACUCUUAAAUUGUGAAAUUUGGUUUCGCGGCCCUGCAUUUUUACAGGAAUCUAGUUGGGAGUCAGUUGGGAUUGAUUUACAAACUAAUGAGGAAGAACGGAAAAAUGUUCUUUUUGCGAUCCAGGAAUCGAAUAUCUUGGAUAAUUUGAUGAAUAAUAUAUCAUCUUUUUCUCGCCUUCAGCAUAUUAUUCUGAUAAUAUUACGCUUCAUUUUCAACUGUAGGAAUCCCCUUCAAAAAAGUGUUGGGUUUUUUACCUCAUUCGAAUUAAGCAACGCUUUGAAAAUUUUGAUUAAGCGCACUCAGUCGGUUGCCUUUGCCUCGGAAAUUUCUGAUAAUAAGUUUUCAAAACCUCUUCGAAAAUUAAAUGCUUUUUUUGACGAAGACAACAUAAUACGGGUAGGGGGAAGAUUGACAUACUCUGAUCUUUCUUACGAUAGGAAGCACCCUAUUUUACUUCCUAGAAAAGGACGUUUCGUCCAGUUAUUAAUAGAGUUUUACCAUAUCAAGAAUAUGCACGCCGGUAGACAAACAACGCAAUUCUUGAUAUCUCAAAAGUUUUGGAUUUUGUCCGCUCGUCGAGCAAUAAGAUCGGUGUUGUCGAGUUGUAUGAAAUGCUGGAAAACCAAUCCUACUCCUUGGCAACCAAAAAUGGGUAAUCUACCAUUGCCUCGUAUAUCGCAAGUUAAGCCGUUUUUACAUUCAGGCGUUGAUUAUGGAGGUCCCUUUUCAAUUUAUAUGAAUAGAUACAGAGGUGCCAAAACAUGCAAAGCAUAUAUCUGCCUAUUUGUAUGCAUGGCAACUAAAGCCUUGCAUUUGGAAUUGGCAUCUGACCUGAGCACUGACGCAUUUAUGGCUUGUUUGAGACGGUUUGUUUCGCGACGGGGAAGGUGCGCUCACCUUUACUCGGAUCAGGGUACCAACUUCGUAGGAUCUCGCAAAGAAAUUCAUCAUUUCCUACCAGGAAAUGCCCCUCACCUUGGGGGGUUGUGGGAAGCGGGUAUAAAAUCCGUGAAAACUCAUCUGAAACGGGUCAUAGGCGAACAAAUCCUUACAUAUGAGGAAUUUUAUACCGUCUUGGUUCAGAUCGAAGCGGUUUUGAACUCGCGGCCUUUGACUCCAAUGAGUUCUGACGUUAAUGAUCUGUCAGUUUUGACAGCAGGCCAUUUUUUAACACUCGAGCCAUUGCACGCUAUACCGGAUCAGGAUGUUACUGAUGUCCCUAUGUCUCGUCUCAAAAGAUGGCAAUUAAUCCAGCGAUUGCAACAAGAUUUCUGGCAAAGAUGGAAACGCGAAUAUCUACAUACGCUCCAACAAAGGAGUAAAUGGUUAAGUAAUACUGACGCACCGACUAUAGGGACUUUAGUACUUAUUAAAAACGAUAAUGCACCCCCUUUGAAGUGGGAGAUGGGACGAAUCUUGCAAGUCCAUCCCGGUUUGGAUAAAGUGGUAAGAGUGGCCACCGUCAAGGUGCAGCGAGGCACCAUAACCAGACCUUUAGUCAAGUUAUGUCCCUUACCGGUUGAAGCUUGAAAGCGUUAGUUUCAAUUAAUUUUCCUUCCAUUUCUUAUAUUUUUUUUUUUUUUUUUUUUUUUUACGCAAAGUUUCUGGUUGAUUAACUUCACACUUUUGAGCGCUCGUUUUUUUUUCUUUUGAUUCACCAUAUCUGUACGGGAUAUAGGGUAGCAUCGGUUUUUUUCUCUUUUUUUUAAGGCCACGUUUCUUGGUGUGUCUUUGUGGGGGGGGAGUAUGUUUUGAAUUCAUGAAAUUGGAAUUUUAUUUGUAUUUUUUUCAUUGCGUGAUCUAUGGUUUGCAUUCUUCACUUUGUUGGCAGUGAGGGCGAUAAACAGAAUCGCACUCCAUAUGGUUUACAACUGAAAAUUAUUCUUCGGAUAAGAAGUCAGUUGAAUUCACGCAUCCACGGGUGACACGUUUCGUUGCGACCGCCUUUCACGCUGUGUUUUUCGAAAGUUCGAUUAAUUUAGUAUUUGGACCGGAGUGAUUUCCAACGGCCUAGUUAUUUCUGGAGUAAGAAGAUUGGGAAAUUCCCGCGCUACAACUGGCAGCUCAGAGGGCCCUCUUCCACCUUGUACAGGAUACCACCAAGGUAAGUGCGCUUCUUUUGGCCCAAUUAUUAUUCCUGCCUUGUUACUUCACUCAGUACAAACAUCGCCUAUAGAUCACGCAAA